AUGAAUCUUAUUGAAAAUGCAGAAAAAGAAUGUGCCGUACUGGGCACAUUAUUUCAAGGAAUUGUCAAUGAAAUGAAGAACAGUUCAUCGUUAUGGGAAGAUUUGGCAUCGAAGGCAAACAAAAUGCAUAUCCAACUCAAAUCUACAAUAAUUACUUUCAGCCUAUUUCUUGAUGCUUUUCAACGUAUCGCUGAUUUAGCAACAAAUACAAAAGGUGCAACACGAGAAAUUGGCACUGCGUUGACACGUUUAAUUUUACGUCAUAAAUCUAUUGAACAAAAAUUAAAAUGCUUUACAAGUUCAUUGGUGGAAACAUUUAUUCAGCCACUAAGUGAACGUAUUGAAGAAUGGAAAAAAUCAGCAAAUACAUUAGAUAAAGAUCAUGCAAAGGGUCUCAAAGAUUACAAAAAAUUACGCAAUGAACUGCGUAAAAAAGCAACAGAAACAGCAAAACUACAAAAAAAAUGUCGCAAAUUACCAAAACAUGAUGCAUUACAUAAUAAACUUAAUUCAGCAAUACAAGAAGUAUCAAAUUAUUAUGGCAUGUUAGAAGAACGUGAAAAACAAGCAUUACGUUCAGCAAUGAUUGAAGAACGAAGUCGUUUUUGUACAUUAUUUACUUUACUAAAACCUGUUAUGGAACUUGAAAUUUCACUUGCAUCUGAAAUGAGUCAUAUCGAAGAUCUUGUACAAUAUUUAGCUAAACAUACAACUGAUCCACAUACAUUACCAACAGCCAGCGAACAAGUUAUUAAAGAUAUUAAAGGCAUUGAUUACAGUACAAUUGUUGCAUUUAAAACCCCACCAUCGUCACCUGGCUCAUUGAGUUCACGCAAAUCAAGUGUUUGUUCAAUAAAUAGUAUUAGUAGUUCAUCAUCAAAUUCAACAAAUAAUUCACGUAGUCCAACUCAUAAACAAAGUCUAACGCAACAACCACUACAACAACAACAACAACAACAACAACAACAACAACAAUCACAAAUGCCUAUAUCAAUUCAACAUCAAUUUAGUCAUUUGAAUAAUAACAAUAAUAAUAAUAAUAAUAAUCGAUCAUCAUCCAUACCUUCUAAUGUUGCUGUGAGUCGUUUAUCAAGUGUAUCAUCUCAAGAUUCUGGUUUUACAUCUCAAGAACAGUUUUUCGCUCGUCCGCCAUCACCACUUGAAGAGGCAGAGCGUGAAGUUGAUGGUAGUUCUAGUCCAUUACUAGUUGUUUGUUCAACAUUAAAUGCUUGGGCAAAACGCCCUGAAAUCUCUUCGAAUUGUAAACAUCCGGCAACAGUAACCGGUGCACCUGAACCAGUAAAAAAUUGUCGGCCAGCUAUAACAGCACAUACAUUUGAUCCACCAUCACCUAGUCUAUUUGAAAAACCAAAUUGGCAGAUCUAUGAAGAAACAAAUCAUCGAACUACAACAAUAUCUGACGAUGGUCUUUACGGUGCUCUAUCUCGUCAACAUUCAGUACCAUCUCGUCGUUGUCGUAUACGUGAUCUUAGUUUAGAAAGAUAUUUGCCUAUGCGCGAACAACAUUAUCAAUCAACGUUAAGCAAUAUUUCUAAUGGACGUGCUAAACCUACACAACCACCAACUGUACCACCAGAUUAUUAUGGUACAAUUGGAAAUCGACUUAGUCCAGAAGAUACUAAUAAACGCUUACGCAGUUCUACAUUACCAUCUGAAGCAAUCACACCUGAUGCACGCACAAUAGUUUGGCGUGAACGACAACGUCAAAAUGGUGGUAGUUCUGCAUCACAAUAUGGAACCUAUUAUGGUAAGCCAUCAUUUGAAUCAGCCGAUGAAACUCUCGAUGAAAUGUAUGAUUAUUUAACAAAAAGUAUUCAUUCAUCCAAUCCACCACAACCAAAAAAUGAAACACUACGUCGUGGUAUGUCAAUAGCUUUAAAUCAAAAUGAAAAACCGCCACCACCACCAAUACGUCGUACACCAUCAAUGAAUACUACUUGCCAUCAACAACAGCAACAAUUAAGUAAUGGUUAUAUGGAAUUACAAUCACGUCUUAAAGCUCGUUUAAAACGUGCUGAAGAAAUAGCCAAUCAAGCUAAUCAGAUCAAUUCACAACAGCAAAAGAUGACAACAGUAACUAAAACAAUGACAACCAUUGUUGCACAAUCACAUACUACCGAUGAUGACUUUCCACCACCACCAGAAUUUCUACUUAAUGAUACUUUGAAACAGUCAUCAUCACCAACGGUGACAACAAGAAUAACGACAACAACAACAACAACAGCUCCUUCAUCGUUACUCGAAGAAAUUCAGCGUGGUUUUAAAUUGCGUAAAACGUCGUUGAAUAGAGAUAGAUCAGCUCCACGUUUGAAAUAA
Messenger RNA from Rotaria socialis, 2337 nucleotides. The record is from the annotation of a GenBank genome assembly. Lineage: Eukaryota; Metazoa; Rotifera; Eurotatoria; Philodinida; Philodinidae.